This is a messenger RNA of Mesorhabditis belari, 342 nucleotides long. NCBI's taxonomy places the organism in Eukaryota, Metazoa, Nematoda, Chromadorea, Rhabditida, Rhabditidae. The record is from the annotation of a GenBank genome assembly.
AUGUUCAUGAGGAAAGUUUCCGCAAAUAAGAACUCAUUUCACUCAUCGAUUCGGAGGACGAAGACUAGAGAAGAAAGAACCCAGAGAUCAAAUCUCUCACAAGCAAGCGUUGAACGAAACGGGAAACGCCCAACUUUUAUCACUCAUCACGAAGAAAAAGGGAAUCAGGGAUAUUAUACAUUCUAUAAAGUCGACGGUGAACUAUCCAGGCGAUCUCCCACUCAUGAACACACCGUUGUACUGCAAGGAGACACACAAGUCACACUAACGAACAAUUGGCUGAGACGCUCGACUCGCUUGAAACCGGCCUGGGAGCAACGAGUGGGACAACUUAUCGGUGAG